UGGACGUAAUUUUAAAUCUGAAACCUUUAGAUUUUUUUUAUAUUUCUUUUUUCGAGUGCUUUCAUUUUAAACCAUGUAUUCCAAUUCUUGUUUAAUAAACUGACCGCUCCUGGUUUCUGGGGUAGAAGGGUGACAACUAAACUUUAGAAGAACAUAUAUUUAAAUCUGAAUUUGUGCGCGGAAGUGAUAUUCAUGAUUUCGAGAAAAUUUAUAUUAAUUUUUAUAUGUUGCUUUUAGCUAAGGAACAUAUCAGUUCUUCUUUGAAUAUUCUUAACAUGUGGUUUAAAGAUGAGGUAGUUUUACCGAGGUUUGUUAAAAGUUUCUUUUGGAUGAUUGUUAUACAAGAAAUUUAUAUUGGUGCUCUAACACUGCUCCUUCUAGUAGAUUUGUCUGGUUAUCCCAUAUCUGGAUUUAUUGGCUGGUUGCUAGGUUUCUUUCAUUGGAAAACGUUUUUGUAUCAACUAAUACUUAGUUUAACAACAGUAGCAUUUGGUUUAUUGAAUAUGCGAUUCUAUACUGUGGAAAAACAUAUAAGUUCUACAAGAUUUGAAAAAAUUUGUAAGUCUUUGAGUCCACACUGUUUGCAGCACUUUUUUGCAACAGCAGUACUUGGAGGCAUUGUUGCUUAUUACUGCAAUGCAGUUUUUUAUAAUUUUUAUAUACAGCAUAAAACUUUCAUUGGAUCAUGCUUUGUUCUAGAUAAUGAUUUUGAAAACUACUUUGUAUAUGGUCAUGGCUGUUACUCAGGAAUCAUGUUCAGUUUGAAGUACUUCAUCUGCAAUCUGUAUUUAGUGAAAUUUACUCUUGAACAGGAGUCAAAAGUUCAACAGAUCACAUCACGCAUAACUGAAUUGUUAAAAGACUCUGUUACUUGUGUUUUAAAAUCAAUUCAUUGGUACUACCUUUUAUUUAUUAUUUUCAGGCCAUUCUUACAAAAUAUUUUCUCUGUAGUAGGUGUACAAAUGAGCUCAAGUGAAUAUCUGAUAUAUAGUUUGAUCCAACCAAAGUUAUUUUUGAUAUCCUUGAUUACUGGAGUUGUAAUUUUUUUUAACUGGAGCCUUUAUUUGUGCAUAUUCAAUGCAUGUGCAGCAGAACGAUAUGUGUUUGCAAUAGAUGCUCCUGUAAAAGGUGACAGAAAGCUGUUGAGCAAAGAACUGACAUGUUCUGAUUUUGAUCUACUAAGGUAUUUAGCAGUUUUAGAUCUACGACUGUUAGCACAGUAUGAUUCCAAAAGAAGGCAACAAAUUUUUGCCAUUAGUCAUCCUGGUGGACAUGCUCAUAAUUGGAGAGCUUUGUCAGACAUCUGCAUCUCUUCUGUUCAGAAUUUUGUAUAUAAAUUAAAUGAGUAUUCAGUGAUAGCUGCUGCAAGUGAAUCAAAAAUUAUCCCUCCUAAAGGACUUACGACAAUUCAGGAGAAAAUUAAAAAUCUGACUUCUGAAAAACAACUGCCAAGUUUUUCAGAUCAGGUGUUCUUGUAUUUUCGUAAAAAGGCUGCUGUGGCAUAUUUUUUUGAUGAGUUGCCCAACACCAAAUUAAUGAAAUUAUUUGCUUCUUCUGAACCUCUAAUCUGGAUUAUUGAAGCUCUUGGAUUUUUGGUAACUGCCUCCUAUACUGAAGAUAAAUAUGGAGUUGUCCAAAAAUCUUUAUCCAAAAUUAUAUGUUUGUUUUUGGAUUUGAAAAUGGCUGAAGAAAAAUUACCCAUAGGAUUAGUAGGAAUUCGAACUUAUAUUCGUGAUCCACAAGGUCGUUACGACCAUAUACACCAACGCCUUAAUCUGAAGACAGCUGUAAAUAAUUCAUUGCACAGAAUUGCCAUUACUUUUAAAUAUGAUAUCAACGGAAUUUACAUUCCAGAAGAAUAUCACAGGCAUUUUAAAAGAUAUCUUGAUCAUAAAAAUACAUGAAGUAAUUGUUUUUGACAUGGAGAAUAGUUUUAUGAAGUGCCAGUCAAGUUUGUUUUAUAAAAUUGAAUUGUUUUUACCAAUAAAGAUAAUUUUAAUAAAACUUGACAGUUUUCUGCAAAUUUUCAAAGCAGCAUGGAUCUCAAGUUUCAUUAUAUCUUCUAUUUCAAAGUUUUCUUAAUUAGUUACUUCAUCGAAGAUUUCCUUAGAAAAUCAGCUGUGCCUGAAUUUCUGCAGGAAACAUUUUAAUAUUCUGUAAUUCAUAGUCAUGCAAAGAGCACAUUUUUUCUUCUGUUGGAUUAUUUUAUAUAAGUAGAGCUGUGAUAUGGAUUUUAGAAAAAAAAAAUUUUGUAUUUAUAUUUUUUCUUAUACUGUGUAUCAUAUACAGUUAUGGCUGUUUCUGAUCUGUGAUUAAUAAAAUUUUAUUUAAAUUUGCUUUAUAAA
Molecule: messenger RNA, 2345 nt
Organism: Stegodyphus dumicola
Lineage: Eukaryota; Metazoa; Arthropoda; Arachnida; Araneae; Eresidae
Product: nucleoporin NDC1-like
Biological process (GO): nuclear pore organization
Cellular component (GO): nuclear pore transmembrane ring
Molecular function (GO): protein-macromolecule adaptor activity
Source: RefSeq, a predicted model, not a curated record